This is a messenger RNA of Lampris incognitus (smalleye Pacific opah), 1325 nucleotides long. It is a transcript of the gene mtus2b, whose product is annotated as microtubule associated tumor suppressor candidate 2b. NCBI's taxonomy places the organism in Eukaryota, Metazoa, Chordata, Actinopteri, Lampriformes, Lampridae. The transcript has 9 exons. Bases 1 to 1044 code for a protein of 347 amino acids. The record is from RefSeq and is a predicted model, not a curated record. Gene Ontology annotation, molecular function: microtubule binding. Gene Ontology annotation, cellular component: cytoplasm; nucleus.
AUGGGCCAUUGCUGCGGUAGGCUCUUUCUCCACCCGCUGCGCAGUCUGGACCAAACGAGCGAGAGUGCCAUUGUGAAGGAGAGGGAACUGUCCCUGGAGCUCGCCAGAAUCAGGGAUGAAGUGGCUUUCAGUGUUGCACGCUGGGAGCAUUUGCAGCAGGACAAGGAGGAGCUUGAACGCCGUUUUGAGAGCGAGCUGCGGGAUUUGCGGACGCAGCAACAGGGUGAGCUGGGGGCCCUGGAGGAGCAGCUGAGGGCCCAGCACACAAAGGAGACCAAACACUUGUAUGUCGAGCAACAGGCCGAGCUAGAGGAGCUACACACUAAGCAACAGGAUCAGAUUGAGGUCAUGAGUGAGAACCAUGAGGCUUCCUUGAUGGAAAUUGAGAUGGCUCACAAUGACACGUUGUCCACUCUGCAAGAGGAGCAUGCCCGGACUGUGAAAAAUCUUAAGAUGGCCCAUGAACAGCAGAGGAAAUCUCUGGAAGAGGAGUUUGAGAAGAUCAGACUGUCACUGCAGGAUCAGGUGGACACGCUGACGUUUCAAAAUCGUAGCCUGAGAGACCGUGCCAAGCGUUUUGAAGAAGCCCUACGCAGGAGCACUGAUGAGCAGAUAGUGGAUGCCCUGGCCCCGUAUCAGCACAUUGAAGAGGAUCUGAAAAGCCUGAAAGAGGUGCUGGAAAUGAAGAAUCAGCAAAUCCACCAACAGGAGGUCAAAAUCUCGGAACUGGAGAAAAUGGCCGAAAAGAACGUGUACCUGGAGGAGCGAGUCCAGAUAUUACAGCAGCAGAAUGAAGACCUGAAGGCCAGGAUAGACAAAAACCUCGCCGUAUCAAGACAACUGUCUGAGGAGAACGCCAACUUGCAAGUGAACGUGGAGAAGGAGAGCAAUGAGAAGAAACGCCUGAGUCGCACCAAUGAGGAGCUGCUGUGGCGUCUUCAGACAGGCGAGCUGAGCCCCCGCAUGACACCCAACUCUUCUCCCGUUCACCACGCCUCCCCCGGACCGGGUUCCCCUGCACGCCCGCGCUCCUACCAUCAAUGAGAGACCCUGAGAACUCUUGACACUCGUCUUUUGUCCAGCUCCUUGUUGUGUCCGACAAAUGUUGACAGUCAAGGCUUUAAAAAAAAACAAAAAUCUUUGGAAGAGCAGCUUUUCUGUACCCCCACAUUGAAUGUCCCUCUCUGUAAAACGAUGUAGAUGGAUCGAUGCCAACCAGUUUACUCACCUUUGAUAUAUGGGAAGUGCCAGUCACUCAUUUUGGCCACUUCCAAAAUCUAAUCUUAGGGAUUUUUUCUCUGACCUAAAGUAUUGUAUUAUUGAAC